Messenger RNA from Cydia amplana, 3088 nucleotides. It is a transcript of the gene cdm, whose product is annotated as importin-13. Gene Ontology annotation, biological process: protein import into nucleus. Lineage: Eukaryota; Metazoa; Arthropoda; Insecta; Lepidoptera; Tortricidae. The transcript is spliced from 17 exons. Gene Ontology annotation, cellular component: cytoplasm. The record is from RefSeq and is a predicted model, not a curated record. Bases 259 to 3039 code for a protein of 926 amino acids. Gene Ontology annotation, molecular function: small GTPase binding.
AAAAAUUCUCGCACAGGGUUUUGCUUGGAAUGGAUAAUUUUCCUGAAAUCUGAGCUACGAAUUUAGCAGACCAGCUGAAGGGAAACAGCUGUUCAUUUAUCACCUUUCGUGAAAUAUUAUACUUUUAAUGUUUAAGUUAUUAUUAUAGUUUGCAUAUGUGCAUCCCAACAAUACUCGUGAAUUAACUAUUGUUACAAAACACCUAAGUUAUAAUGGUGUAAGUAAAUAGAGGUUGUAAAUAAAUAAAUAGAUUGCGAGAUGGAGUACUCGCCAGAGAACUUGGAGUACGCGGUGUCGGUGUUUUACAAUGGCGAGCAGGCCGACCGGGCGAAGGCUCACGCCUGGCUGACCGACGCUCAGCGCGUUCCUGAAGCCUGGAAAUUUGUCUGGGAACUGCUACAACCCAACAAGGGCACGGAGAUCCAGUUCUACGCGGCCACGACAUUGCACACCAAGAUACUCCGCUGCUGGAACGAGGUGCCUCCGGAGAGCCAUGACGAACUGAAGGAGAAGCUGCUACAAGCUGUCUAUACAUAUAGCAAAGGCCCAAAAAUAGUUACCAACAGAUUAUGUAUAAGUCUUGCUGCAUUUAUACUACAACAGGGCACAAGUGACUUGGCAGCAAUAUUGCGACCACUGUCAGCCGCUGAAAACACUACAUUACUAUUAGAAGUGCUGACUGUUAUACCGGAAGAGUAUAACAGCAUGACGAUGGGCACUGCGCUCCGGGCCAAGAAUAGGAGCGCGCUGACACAGGCUUGUCCUGCAGUGCUAGAUGACUUGCUGCGGUACCUGCAAUCUGUAUACAACGAAUACUCCAGCCCGCCGCCGGACUCCGAAGUACAACUGUGGCUGUCAGCGGCGACCUGCGCCGCCAGCUGGCUCGCCUUGAACGAAGAGGGCGACAACGGGCCGCUGCCCGACCGCCUGCCGCUGUGCGGCGCGCUGCUCGCCGCCGUGCGGCUGCUGUACACAUGGAAUGAAGCCGUCAGCGACGUGGCUCUCGACGUGUGUGAGGCGUGCCUCGGCGCGGUCCGAGCCGCCGCCGGACAAGACUCCACGCGGCAACCCGCGGCGGCGCUACAACUCAUCGAGCAACUAGUCGCCACAGCGGCCCCCGUGUUCCAGCGCGACAACCGGCCCGACUCCAUCAACGAGGAGUUACUCUCGGCACUGAUCACAUGCCUCGUGGGCGUGGGCGAGGCUCACUCGGGCGCCGUGGUGCGCGCCGUGGAGGCGGCCGCGGGAGCCCCGGCGAGGCAGCUGCUGGAGCUGCUGCUGUGCGCGCAGGCCGCCCCGGGACACUACCCGCGGCACGAGGCACGCUCCAACCUCGUGUUCGGCUUCUGGUACACGCUGCAGGACGAGAUCCUCAACGUGAUGGAGACGACGAGCAGAAUAACGCCGGUGUGGCGCGACGUGUUCUCGCGCCUCCUGACCAUCCUGGUGGCCAAGUCCGAGGCGCCUCCGGACUCGGCGCUGUCGCGGGACGACCAGGAGCUGCUGCGGUGCUACAGGCAGGACAUAGCCGACACUGUGAUGUACUGCGUCGGCAUCCUCGGCGACUGGUGCUGGACGACGGUGGAGGCGGCGUGGGACGCGGCCGACACCCCCCUCAGAAAAGAGGCCGCUCUCCACGUGUUCCUGGCGCUCGCCGACAGCGCGCCGCACCGGCGGGCGCCCGACCCCGUGCACCACAUGCUGGGGCACGCCGUGGAGGCCGCCAGGACAGACAGCGGCAGGAUGCUGGACACCGCGCUGGACUGCCUGGGCAGCUACGCGGGCUGGGUGGCGGCGCUGCCGGGCCCGGGCGGGGCGGCGCUGGGGCGGGCGUGCGUGGCGGCGGCGGGGGCGGCGCUGCCGCGCGCGGGCCCGGCGGCCGCGCUGGCGCUGCGCAAGCUGUGCGCCGACUGCGCCGAGCCCGCCGCCGCGCUCGCCGCCGACAUCGUGCAGGCCGCGCAGAGCGAGCAAGCACGAUCGGAAGCGUGGGUGCGGCGACAGCUGCUGAGCGCGGCGGGCUCGGCGCUGGCCGCCGCCGACCUCGAGGUGGCGACACCGCUCCUGCACGAGCUGGCGACGUCGCUCGCCGCGGACCUGCGCCGGCAGGCGGAGGACCCAACGCGUGCGUCGGGCGCCGCAGAAUGUGCCGCGGCGCUGCUGGCGGCGCUACCGGCGCAGCCCGCGCUAUGUCUAUCGCUGUGUCAGACACUCCUGCCCAAUCUGACAGCCUUCGCGUGUCCGCAACUUGUAGAGCCAAUGUUCCACAUCCUAAAGCAAACGGUGUCGUCUCUAAUGGACGACUGCCGGCCGCUAGUGGACGCUAUAGGACAGCUCACAGCCGCCGGAUUUCGCGCUCGACCCACCGCCGCCGGGCUGGACGUCGUCAAACUGUUGGUGAUAAUAUUCGGCAACGAGUGCGCGUCCAUGCCGGCGCUCCUCCACGCUUGCGUCGCGCUGAGCGCCGGCAGCGUGGCGCCCGAGCCCGCCGCCGCGCCCGACCUCGCCGAGGCGCUGUUUGCCGUGCUGCGCCAGCUCACCAAGAAGAAACCGGCGUAUAUCGACUGGAUAGACGAUCUGCUGUCGGAACUGGUCGAACUAGGUGCUGAAUGCGUGCGCAUGUGGGAGGCCGGGGCGGCUCGCUCGGCGUGCCUGUGGCUGGGCGCGCUGGCGGCCGUGCGCCCGGCCGCGCUGCAGCCGCACGCGCCGCUGCUCACCCAGGCCGCGCUGCGGUGUAUAGGAGGCGCCACGCCCCGCAACCAGAUCGAGCCGCUGGCGGAGCUGCUGCUGGCGCUGAACCGCGCGGCGUUCGUCGGCGGCGACCUGUCCGCGUGGCUGCGGCACGCGCUCGCCCUGCAAGACUUCCCCACCAGGCACGCCACAGAACCCAGCAAGCGCAAGUUCAUCGCGGCCGUCAUCAAGGAAAAAAGCAGCAAGCGUCGCCUACUAGAGUCCGUACAAGAGUUCAGUCUCGUGUGUCGCGGGCUGGUCGGCACGGAGUACGCGCGCCAGUCGCUCGCCGCUAAGCAGCUCGUGUCCUGAGCCGUGGCCGACCAGCGCCCGUGUCCGCUCUAAUGCUCCACGGUAACAU